AUGUCCAACGCCGAGCUCGCUAACGCUUACGCCGCUCUCAUUCUCGCGGAUGAGGGCAUCGAAAUCACUUCCGACAAGCUCACGACCAUCAUCAAGGCUGCCGGUGUCCCCGAGGUCGAGCCCAUCUGGUCAAGCCUCUUCGCUAAGGCUCUCGAGGGCAAGGACGUCAAGGACAUGCUCCUGAACAGGAGAAAGAGGAGUCCGACGAGGAUAUGGGCUUCGGUCUGUUCGACUAAAUGCGCCAAUGUCUUUCACAUGCUCGCCAUCCUCUCAACGACCUUCGACGAAGUCUACAGCGCUACACCGUGUAUGGAUGCGCCAGAUCUGCGCAUACCUGGCGCCAUUGAAUUGCGGUCGAUGGUCACGACAUAUGUGAACGCAUGA
This is a messenger RNA of Cyphellophora attinorum, 384 nucleotides long. Its product is annotated as 60S acidic ribosomal protein P1. Gene Ontology annotation, biological process: cytoplasmic translation. The record is from RefSeq and is a predicted model, not a curated record. Gene Ontology annotation, molecular function: ribonucleoprotein complex binding; structural constituent of ribosome; protein kinase activator activity. The coding region runs from base 1 to 384 and encodes 127 amino acids. Lineage: Eukaryota; Fungi; Ascomycota; Eurotiomycetes; Chaetothyriales; Cyphellophoraceae. Gene Ontology annotation, cellular component: cytosolic large ribosomal subunit. The transcript has 4 exons.